UCUCCUGAGAGAUCUGCUGUCUCUUCUGUUCCUACAGUGACACAAGUCCUAGGGAUUUGGGCCCUACUCUUAUGACCACAUUCCAUUUUAAUUACUCCACUGCCUUAUUGGCUUUCUCUGCAAAUACGCUUACUGGGAGUUAGGGCUGCAACAGAUGAGUUUGUGGCACACAAUUCAGUGCGUAACACCACUGGUUCCUUGAAAAAUACCACGUUUGUCUAGUUGUUGUGUUCCAAACCUGUAUUGCUAUGUGUGCAGGUGGCCGAGGUGAGAGCAUAGCAAAUUCAAGUUUAGUCUGGGCAACUUAGGGGGGACUUGUCUCAAAAUAAAAUGAAAAAGGCCUUGGGCUGUAGUCCAGUAGAAGAGCACUUGGAUGUGUAAGACCAUUGGUUCGACCCCUAAUUUAUGCUUGAGAAAACAAAACAAAAGUCCCCCCAACCAAAACUACACGAAAGCUGCUCAGGGAGAUGAAUAUUUAACCAUUGGUCUUCCACCAGGCUAUCUCCUAACUUUAUCCUUUUUUGUCCCCAACUAGAGAUCAACAGCUUUACUAAAUAUGUCACCGAGGAUGUUCUGGACGCCCUGAGCACAGAUGACCUGCAGAUACUGUUGAACAAUGAUAGAGUCUGGGAGGUCUUCACGGAGGAAGCCGAACUGUCCAGGGCCGAAGCUCAGAUGCUUCAUAAGGCUCUUUACGAGCAUGCAGCGGCCAGGACCAGAGAAGACAGAAAGGAGCUCCAAGAGGCCCUGGAAGUUGGCAAGAAGUUUUUGAAAAUAUUUCCUCAGAUUAGGGAGUGCAUAGAAAAGAUCCGCGGCCUUGCUGCCCAGGUUGACAAGACGCACAGAGGUUGCACCGUCUCCAACGUGGUGGCCAGCUCUGCCGGUGCUGUCUCUGGAGUCAUGACCAUGAUGGGCCUGCUCUUGGCUCCCUUUACAGCAGGGGGCAGUCUGACGCUCUCGGCAGCUGGGAUGGGCCUGGGAGCAGCGACUGCUGCAACUGGCGUUGCCACCAUCAUCACUGAAGAGUCAGUCACGUGGUGGGCUAAAGCGGAAGCCAAUCGCCUCCUGUCUGCCAGUGAGGUCAACCUGAGGGAGCUGUUAGUGUUGGUGCACAAGAUCGCACCCAAAGUGAUUCCCAAAUGUAAGAAGUGCAUCUCUAACUGGAAGAAGAUGAUGACUAACAUCCGCGCUCGCCGGGCAGCCAUCGCCAACCCUAGCUUAGCACGCGAUGCCCGCCGCCUCACAACUCCUGGGGCUCUCUCACCCCAAAGGGCUCAGGAGGUGCAGAGAGCGUUUACCGGCACCGCCUUGACCAUGACCAAAGCAUCCAGGAUCAUGGGUGUGGUCUCCACGGGUUUCUCCCUUGGAGUGGAUGUGUACAAUCUCGUGAAAGAUUUAAAUCAUUUGCGCGAGGGGGCAGAGGCAGAGUCAGCUAGAGAGCUGUGGCAGAUGGCGCAGGAGCUGGAGGCCAAGUUGGAGGGGCUGAGCGAGGUCUACAACACGUUGCAGUCAGCCCUUGAUGACUGAUUCCUUCCCCAACCAUUGAUUGUGUAGGUGAGCGCACAUGUACUGGGCAGAGGCAUGGACGGGUGGGCACAUUAUAUUAGAAGGAGGAAGGGGAUGAGAUCGAGGCUAAGCAACUGCGCAUUCAGGACUUCGGCAUUUUUGUGGGUGACCGCAUCAGAGGAGGGUUAAU
Messenger RNA from Fukomys damarensis (Damara mole-rat), 1696 nucleotides. Its product is annotated as apolipoprotein L3. Gene Ontology annotation, molecular function: lipid binding. The transcript has 2 exons. NCBI's taxonomy places the organism in Eukaryota, Metazoa, Chordata, Mammalia, Rodentia, Bathyergidae. The coding region runs from base 676 to 1527 and encodes 283 amino acids. Gene Ontology annotation, biological process: lipid transport; lipoprotein metabolic process. The record is from RefSeq and is a predicted model, not a curated record. Gene Ontology annotation, cellular component: extracellular region; membrane.